AUGGGAGUAUUUUUUUCCAAUAAUUUAACACGUGAACCUUUGGUUUUCAAAAUCCCUACUGAAAAUUUCUUUUAUCAUCUCCCAGGUGAAGUCGAAGAUUUUUGCAAACAAAUAUCAGACAAUAAACACUUCAUAUAUGAAGCUGACCUUAGCAAUAACACGUAUACAGAAGAAGCUCUCGAGCUUAUUCUUAAUUCUCUUGAAGAAUGCUGCAACCUUACUAUAGUGCGCCUUCGAAAAAUUUUAUAUGAGUGGAUGACAGAAUUUGAGAAAAUUCUAGAAAUGGUCUGUAGAUUUUUACAAACUAUCCAGAAUUUGGAAGAACUUGACUUAUCAGAUAAUUGUUUGAAGCCUCAAGCCUUAGAUAUUUUUACACUUUGUUUAGAAAGAUCACCAAAUAUUAAGGCAAUUAGACUGAACAAUGAUAAUCUUGGGGCAAUUGGAGCUAAAAAAAUAUUUGAAUCGUUAAAAAAGAUUGACAAUCUUAAAUUAUUUGUAUUUGCUGGUGAAAAUAAUUGUUUUGAAGAUGAAGGAACAAUAGUUCUUGCAUCUCUUUUUGGGAAGCUGAAAACACUCAGAAAAAUAUGUUUAUCAGAAAAUGAAAUAGGGCAAUUAGGAAUUCUGGCUCUAAGUGAGAGCAUCUGCAAGAAUCCAAAUCUGCAAGUCCUUAAGCUAAGAGACAAUCACAUUAACGAAAAGCCUUCCUAUCUAUCUUUAUCCUCAGCUUUUAAAAGACUAAGAUUUUUGAGUUUUAUUGACUUAGGUGACUGCUUACUAGGAAACAAAGGAUCAAAAGCUAUAAUCAAAUCUCUAAUGAUUUCUAAUGAAAACCUACGCCAACUAUACAUCCAAUACAACGAAAUAGAUGAAAAUGAGCUCAGUGAUAUUAUUGUAAGUUUUAUCAUUAAAAGAAAAACCUUAGAAGUCAUAAAUCUCACUGGAAAUGACAUAAACCCGGAAAGUAUAGAGCAUCUAUGAAAAGAGCUGAGAAAAGCCGAUAGAGAAUUUACUAUAAUUUUGACAGACAAUUCUGAAAGUUCAAUUUCAGACAUUGAUUGCUAUUACUAUGAAGAACGAGUUGAUGGGAUAACAUAUGAAAAAUCAGAAACGAUUAAAAAUAAAUAA
Messenger RNA from Blepharisma stoltei, 1125 nucleotides. The record is from the annotation of a GenBank genome assembly. NCBI's taxonomy places the organism in Eukaryota, Ciliophora, Heterotrichea, Heterotrichida, Blepharismidae.